GAGUCCGCGGUUAACAGUUUCACGAUUUGAAAAGCGAACCCAUCAAUAUAAGCGCGGCACGGUGGUUCUACACCGCGACUGCAACCACUUCUUCGAGUGAUCUUCUUUCUCCACCGGAACCCUAACAAACCAGCCAGCGAGAACUCGAACCUUUACCCUCAUGGAGAAUCGGGCCCGGGUUCGGUGCCCGGAGAAUCAAGAGCUGUGUUCGUACAUGUGGAACAAGUGGAAGGAAAUGGCGGAGAAAGGGGUUUCCGAUAACAUCGAAAUGGCGCUUUCGAAAGCUCAUUCCAAUGUCUGUAACUCCAAAAACCCAAUUCUAACCAUCAAGGAUUUCGCUCAAGUUAAGGGUGUGGGGAAAAUGAUAUUGAAGCUCAUGCAGGGGUUUUUUGGGACUGGUUCUGGAGGUCCUGAACCAGAAGACUUGACCAAAAAGGGAAAGAAAACUAAAGGAACCAAGCGCUAUGUACCUCAGAGGAACUCUGUGGCAUAUGCAUUACUGAUAACUCUUUACAGGGGAACUUCAAGUGGGAAUGAAUUUAUGCGUAAACAGGAACUUAUUGAUGCUGCUGAAGCUAGCGGAUUAUCUCGAGUGCCGAUUGCGCCAGAAUUAGGGAAAGGAAAACCUGGGCGUUUUGGAAGCUCUCCAAAGGAGUGGUACAGUGGAUGGAACUGCAUGAAGACAUUGAUAGCUAAGGGAUUAGUUGUAAAAUCAAGUUGCCCAGCUAAGUACAUGCUAACUCAAGAAGGUAAAGAAGCAGCAUCUGAUUGUCUCUCAAGAUCUGGAAUGACAGAAUCUCUAGAGAAGUCGGCUUCUGUCGAAAAUCCUUUACAUAUGGAUAAAGAAAACUCAUUAGACAUGGAACCCGACAGUCAUGACAUGGAACCAGAAGUGAUGUCACCAUUGACUCAGCGAAAGAAACCAAUUGAUGUUCCUCUUGAUUCCCUUGAGAGGUUUACAAACAUGGGUUACUCCAAGGAGCAAAUUGUUGCUGCUUUCACUGAUGUUUCUGGAAGACAUCCAAACAAAGAUGUCUCGUCCCUGUGGCCUGCUGUUUUAUGUCAUCUUCGAGAGGAGCAAGUCUAUGGUUCACAGCCAGAAUCUCAGAUUAGAGAAAAUAAUCCCCAAAUAUUGAGGACUAAUACUGUUGUAAAUGAUCCCAGCGGUUUCAUUGGAAAAGAGAGCAGAACUGUGAGUUCAUCCUUUGGUGGGCAUGUGGCAAACUUCUGUUCUCCUGAUAUUCCACCGCGUACCUUGAGAGCUUGUUCAUCAGCUAACUAUCCCAUGCAAAAGCCAAGCCAGGAUGGGCUUAAAUCAAAGAUGAACAUUUUAAGUGUGCCACCGUUGAGCUUAGGGGAGAGAUUUGAGGAUGCUUAUGAAGUAAUUUUAAUAUUGGAUGAUCGGGAGCAAUUUGCCACUCAGGGAUCACGAUCCAGGAAGAUUGUUGAGAACAUUCGCACUCAAUUCAAAAUCCAAAUUGAGGUUCGGAGAUUGCCUGUUGGAGAUGGGAUUUGGAUAGCGCGCCAUAAGACUCUUGACAGUGAAUAUGUAUUGGAUUUUAUUGUUGAGAGGAAGAAAAUUGAUGAUUUACGCAGUUCAAUCAGGGAUAACCGCUACAAGGAUCAAAAGUUAAGACUUCUGAGGUGUGGGCUGAAGAAGCUGAUAUAUCUUGUUGAAGGUGACCCAAAUGCUUCUGAAGCUGCUGAAAGCAUAAAAACUGCCUGUUUUACAACAGAGAUUCUGGAGGGAUUUGAUAUACAACGGACAAGUGGCUUAGGUGAUACCCUAAGGAAGUAUGGUUAUCUCACCCAAGCCAUUUCUCAAUAUUACAAGUCAGAAUUUUUUGAAGACAAUGUUAAAUGCUCCGAGACAUGUCCACCUUUUGAUGAAUUUAUUAGAAGAUGUCAAGAGCAUGAAAAAAUGACAGUUAGUGAUGUAUUUGCCGUCCAGCUUAUGCAGGUUCCACAGGUUACAGAGGAGAUUGCCAUGGCGGUGUUGGAUUUGUACCCCACACUUCUGUCUCUUGCGCGUGCCUACUUACUACUUGAUGGUGAUGCUCAUGCCCAGGAAGAGAUGCUUCAAAGACAGAGUAACAAUGUGAUCAAUGCAUCUGCAAGCAGGAACAUUUUCCAGCUGGUUUGGGGAAGCUGCUGACUUGCAUUUCCUUCUCAAAGAUAGGAUCAAUGCGUCCACUAACCAAGGUGACACAUACCUUUUUUUUUUUUGGCUCCGUGGCUUUUUGAGUAUUGUUGUAUAGGCAUGUAAAAUUAAUAUUAAUUAGCAUUAUAACUGGGUUUUAGUUAAGCAGCAAUCUGUAUAUUUUGUAAAGUAAAAUCCAGUAUAAUGUUUUUUUGUGUCUGAUUUCAUGUACCAACUCAUUCAGCAUGCAAGGUUUUAAUCUAAACUGAGAAGAAAUUUGUGGUAAAAUGUAGGCUGCAAACUUAAUGCGCAAUCAACUCGAAUAAUAUAGAAGCUUUCAGUGAUUUUAGUUCAGUUUUAAUAAUGUACGUUGUUGUUC
Molecule: messenger RNA, 2519 nt
Organism: Lotus japonicus
Lineage: Eukaryota; Viridiplantae; Streptophyta; Magnoliopsida; Fabales; Fabaceae
Product: crossover junction endonuclease MUS81
Exons: 15
Coding region: 161-2155 (664 amino acids)
Biological process (GO): double-strand break repair via break-induced replication; mitotic intra-S DNA damage checkpoint signaling; DNA catabolic process
Cellular component (GO): Holliday junction resolvase complex; nucleus
Molecular function (GO): DNA binding; crossover junction DNA endonuclease activity; 3'-flap endonuclease activity
Source: RefSeq, a predicted model, not a curated record